AUGAAAGUUUUUGGUUGUUGGAAUUAUCCAGCACUUGUACUCAUCUUUGUUGUAGCGGCGCUGCCUUGUUUCCUUGCAUGGGAGACGACACCAGCAGCAAUAAAGCGGGCAGAAGCUCUUCUCAACUUUUCAACUGCUGCUGAUUCUUCACCAGGCUCACAAUCCAAUCAAACAAACUGUUGUAAUCGGAUAGGAUUCGUUUGCAAUGAUGGUGGAAGUGUUUCUGAGAUCAAUCUUCCUAAUUCUGACCUCAGUGGUACUCUUGAUGGUCAGUUCAAUUUUACUGCUUUUCCGAGCCUCACUCGUUUCAACAUCAGUGGAAACCAAAUCUCCGGGUCAAUCCCACCUACCAUUGGCGAUCUGUCCAACUUGGUUUUCUUGGACUUGAGCAGCAAUGAUUUUGAUGGGAUUAUACCGCCACAGAUUGGGAACUUGAGGGAACUUCAAUACCUCUCCCUUUCCAAGAUUGGGAACUUGAGGGAACUUCAAUACCUCUCCCUUUCCAACAACAAAUUUGCUAGGGAACUUCAAUACCUCUCCCUUUCCAACAACAAAUUUGCUGGUGUUAUUCCUCGUGAGAUUGGGAACUUGAGGGAACUUCAAUACCUCUCCCUUUCCAAGAUUGGGAACUUGAGGGAACUUCAAUACCUCUCCCUUUCCAACAACAAAUUUGCUAGGGAACUUCAAUACCUCUCCCUUUCCAACAACAAAUUUGCUGGUGUUAUUCCUCGUGAGAUUGGGAACUUGAGGGAACUUCAAUACCUCUCCCUUUACAACAACAACUUUGCUGGUGUUAUUCCUCAUCAGAUUGGGAAUCUUCAAAAGGUAUGGUUUUUGGACCUUGGACUAAAUGAUUUAGAGGUUCCUGACUGGUCUAAAUUUAAAACUUUUCCUAUGCUGAGGCAUCUUAGUUUGCAUUCGAAUGGAUUUAGAUCAGUGUUUCCUAGUUUCAUACUAAGCUGUCGGAACCUCACUUUUCUUGACUUGUCCCAAAACCAUUUCAAUGGAUCACCCCUGGAGUCAUUGAUUACCAAAUUGGAGAAGCUUGAGCAUCUUGAUCUUUCUUCCAAUGAAUUUUCAGGACCUUUACCACCUAACAUUGGCAGCUUGUCAAACCUCAAAAAUCUCGAAUUGUGGCGUAAUUCUUUUCAAGGAGAAAUCCCAUCUUCUAUAGGCCAACUUAAAAGUCUUCGAGUCUUCGAUAUUGUUGGGAACAAACUAAAUUCAAGCAUUCCUUUUGAGCUUGGUCGUUGCACUAACCUCACUCACUUGCUUUUAGCUCUUAAUUCACUCUCCGGAGUAUUGCCUUCAUCCCUCUCAUCUUUGACCAAGUUGACUAAGUUGCACUUGUCAUAUAAUUUUCUUUCCGGUAAUAUUUCAUCCAAUUUUAUCUCCAAUUGGACCAAGCUAACGUCCUUGGUACUUCAGAACAAUUCUUUUGGUGGGAGUAUUCCAUCUGAAAUUGGUUUGCUCACAAAUCUUGAAUACCUUAACUUGUACCAAAACAAGUUUUCAGGCCCCAUUCCACCUCAGAUAGGGAACUUGAAAAAUUUGAUUUUCUUAGAUCUAUCUGAAAAUAGUCUUUCAGGUCCAAUACCUCAAACAAUUGGAAAGCUCACAAACCUCAAAAAUCUAAUUAUUUCCACCAAUAAUCUCACGGGAAUGCUUCCGUCACAGAUAGGAAACAUGCAAAAGUUGAUUCGCUUAGAUGUUUCUGAAAAUAAUCUUUUAGGUCCAAUACCUCAUACAAUGGGAAAUCUCACAAGCCUCAAUUUUCUACAUUUGUCCACCAAUAACCUCACUGGAAUGCUUCCGCCUCAGAUAGGAAACUUGCAGAAUUUGUUUGAUCUACACUUGUCAAAAAAUAAUCUUUAUGGUCCAAUACCUCAAGCAAUUGGAAACCUCACAAGGCUCAAUUAUCUACAACUUUCCACCAAUACUCUCACUGGAAUGCUUCCACCCCAAAUAGGUUUCUUGAAGAAUUUGAUGUAUAUACACUUGUCAGAAAAUAACCUCUAUGGUCCAAUACCUCAAACAAUUGGAAACCUCACUCAACUUGAAGUCCUACUCCUUUCCACAAACAAUCUCACUGGAACACUCUUGGGUGAGAGUGUGAAUCUAAGACCAAUGCUUGUUCCUUCAACCUUUUGCAAUUUAAGUUCUCUGCAAGUUUUGGUUUUGUCUUACAAUUCAUUAACUGGGUUAAUACCUCAAUGCUUGGGAAACAUCAACAAAUACCUCUAUGUGUUGGAUUUGCACAAUAAUCAAUUUCAUGGGAUGAUCCCUACAAGUUUUGAGGUUGGUAAUUUCUUGAGUAGGCUUAAUUUGCAUGAUAACCAGUUAGAGGGAGCAAUACCGCAAUCCUUAAUCAAUUGUCAAGAGUUAGAGGUUCUUGAUCUUGGACACAAUAAUUUGGGUGGUACAUUUCCAAUGUCAUUAGGAACUCUUCCAAAUUUGAAGGUUCUUAGCUUAAGGUUUAACAAGUUGAACGGUUUCAUAAAAAGUACAAGGAUGGGAGAGUACUUUUUCCCUCAACUUUGUGUGUUUGACUUGUCUUACAAUGAAUUCACUGGGGAUUUGCCUGCAUGGUUUUUCAAGAAUUUUAAAGCCAUGAAAGAUGUUGUUGAAGAUAAAAUACCACGACAACAAAUGUACUUAAAGCAAAGAUAUUACUUCCAAGAUUCGUUAGUGGUAGGAAUGAAGGGGCAAGAGCGUGAAGUUGUUAAAAUACUAAUCACGUUUACUACUAUUGAUCUCUCAUGCAACAAAUUUAAAGGCUAUAUUCCAUAUAGCAUUGGAGAUCUUCUUGCUCUACGAGAAUUAAAUCUAUCACAUAACAUGUUCACAGGGCACAUCCCAACAUCUCUUGGAAGUUUAUCCAUGCUUGAAUCCUUAGACCUUUCUUCAAAUCAAAUUGGUGGAGUAAUCCCUGAACAACUGACAAGUAUUUCAUCUCUUGAAGUGUUGAAUCUCUCACAUAAUAAGCUUGUGGGAUGCAUACCUCAAGGCCCACAAUUCAAUACAUUUGAAGCGAAUUCGUUCGAAGGAAAUGAUGGAUUGAAAGGAAAACCUUUGUCACAAGGUUGUGAGAAUGGCAUGACACCGCAACUUCCUGCAACAAAGGAGCUCCACCAAGAAGAUGAUUCAAGUUUUUUGAGCGAAUGCACCGUAAAAGUUGUGGCAAUUGGGUAUGGUUGUGGUAUUAUUUUUGGAUUAUUCAUGGGAAGUCUCAUGCUCGUAAGUGGAAAGCCAAAAUUCAUUACAAGGUUUGUUGAAGAAGAAACAUACAAACUAACAAUGAAGGUCGAAAGAAGAAGAUUAAAGGCAAGAAGAAGAAGAAACUAGCUUUGCAUGUUAAUGCUCGCUUCUCUCCCGAUGACAAAUAUUCAAGAGUCAAGACAGAGAGAGCUGUUAAAGAAGUAUUUUGGUUUGUUGUCGAUCAGAAGUCACCUCCUAAGUACUGUAGAAAUGAUCUCUAGCUAGGUGUUGUCACAUGUUAAUUUGAGUUAUAUGGCUUUGGUAUGAUAUAUAUAUACCAAAUGUUUCUAUUCAGGCAUGAUGAACAAUGUCUAUAUGCUAAUGUCUUACAACUUUCUUUCUAAUAAAAUGGAUUUGUAAUGGCUAUGUUGAAA
Messenger RNA from Ipomoea triloba (trilobed morning glory), 3632 nucleotides. Its product is annotated as receptor-like protein Cf-9 homolog. Bases 1 to 3345 code for a protein of 1114 amino acids. The transcript is spliced from 2 exons. Gene Ontology annotation, molecular function: protein binding. Lineage: Eukaryota; Viridiplantae; Streptophyta; Magnoliopsida; Solanales; Convolvulaceae. The record is from RefSeq and is a predicted model, not a curated record.